UGGUACCAAAAUGACGAUUCGAAGAUGACGAACCCGAGACCUCUCGAAAAGGACUCAGAUUCGACAAUUGGAUUAAAUACCAAGCGGUAAAUGGCCCUAUUAAUUUGCCGCCGACUUUGAUCAGUAUGCUCAAUAGUGAUAAUUACAAGCCUAAAUCACGCGACAGAUUCAAACAGACUCUUGAUGGCAAGAAGGCUGGUGAUCAAAACAUAUUGCCAUCAAUUGGACAGAGGCCCAAAGAGUUUGAACAUGGCUUUCCAGGAGAUUCAUUUUUUGUUAUGGAGCAGAUGAUUGGAGUGCGGAAAGAAUUUUCAGCAGAGAGCAAGGAUUCAAUCAAGAAGAUAUUAGCAGGACCUAUGGGAGUUGGAAAGUCCUAUCUUGCCAUUUUCCUUGCUGCCAAAGCCUAUACGGAAGGAUGGCCGGUACUCUACGUAGCAGAUGCCGGCGAACUAGUUCAGUCAAAGCUCAGUGUGACGGGUACAGAAAUAUGCGAGCGAUUUUUUGCCUUAAGUAAGGAGAGAUUGACCUUUGCUGACUUCAAGGAGAUUCUGAAGGCACUUUCAAGAGAUACAAUCGUUGAAGACACGGCGACGUCUACAACUUCUAGGAUCCUUUCAUCACUGGUCUGCCAGGUGGACAAGAAGGCCCUUGCUAUCAUCGAUGAGCACGGCAAGCUUUUUGAAAAUAAUAAACCAGCGCCAAGCCUCUUCGAACCUUUGAUUGACAUCCAUCUGUGGAAACCCGCGAGCAAUGGAGCUCGAGCGAUCUUUACCGGGACGGCGUUUGCUGGCUACGAAACUAUAAUACUCACCCGCGACGUCGAUUCAAUCCUAGAGUUUGUAAGUCCGCUCUCCAAUACGGUUUUUGACAAACUUUUAGCAUCAAGUCCCCUGCUAUCAGAGGAAGAUGUUAGGGAGGAGCCACAAACAACAUUCCAAGGGAACUCAACAUGCUGGUCAGGUUUCUUAACGAAUCUGGAUCCAAAGACGUACACCUGACUACUGUACAAAAAAUUAAAUAUUCGAGGAAGAACGACGUGCAUCCUUUGCAGAAGUUGCCCAGAAAUACUAUCAAAAACUUGACGAUACGUCGAAGCAAAUUCAUCUCGAGGUCAUUUCACGCAUCUUUCAACCUAAAGCAAAUGGAAACCUGCUCUAUAAGCAAGUCCCAAGUGCAUAUCAGCUCAAGGACUUAGGCUUAUUAUAUCGUGUCAAAGAAGGUGGCAUGGUCGUAUACCGAUUCUUAU
Molecule: messenger RNA, 1246 nt
Organism: Lobosporangium transversale
Lineage: Eukaryota; Fungi; Mortierellomycota; Mortierellomycetes; Mortierellales; Mortierellaceae
Exons: 2
Coding region: 126-998 (290 amino acids)
Source: RefSeq, a predicted model, not a curated record